AUGGAUUUCAAGACUCGCUUCUAAGGAAGAACUUCAACAAUGAAUAAAAAUGGUGUUCUGGGUAUUCUAUAGAAUACAUCUCAACCUAUCAAAAAACAAUUCGACUCUUAAAAUAUAUAAACAAAUACUAAUACCAAUCUUAUUGCACAAUCAUACUAUUUUCAGAAAUUUCAAAAAAAUGCUGAGACUAUUCUAUAAUAAUAAACAGAUUAUGAUAUGACUCCAUCAACACUUUCAGGAUAUCCAUCUCAUAGAUUUUUACAAGAUCUACAAAAAAUCAAUUUAGAUUAAUAUUAAAUUGUAGCAAUACCUAAAAGAACUUAUGAUGAUCCUAAAUAUAUGCUUACACAACCUGUUGCACCAAAUUUAAAUAAUAUGAUGAAUAAUCAUACAUUUUAAAAUGAUUAGAUAUCCUCACUGGUCAAAAAAACCAUCCCAUAAGAGAAUUAUCUUCCUAAAAAAAAGAACUUGAAUCUAAAUUAGAUUACAAAUCCAUUUAUUUAAGCUGGAUAUGGAGCUCUAAAAUAAAAAAAAAUUAAAUUUUUGACGGAUAGAUAGAUGAAUACAUAACUAAAAUGA
This is a messenger RNA of Paramecium primaurelia, 579 nucleotides long. NCBI's taxonomy places the organism in Eukaryota, Ciliophora, Oligohymenophorea, Peniculida, Parameciidae. The record is from the annotation of a GenBank genome assembly.